GCAAUUUUGCUUUAUAGGGUAAAGGCUAAGCUUAUCAUAAAAGAAUUAAAAUGUAUGAUUAUUUUGAAAGAAUUAUUUCAAGAUCUACAUUUGAUUCACCCAGUCAUAUGCUACUCAGGGACAAGCGAUGGGUAGAGGAAGUCGCCCAGAAAGAGGCGGCGAUGGCACAGCCGGUUAAGAGGCAAGCAGCAGGACAAGCAGCAGGAAAUGAUGAGAUUAAGGAGGAACAGGUUUUGGGUUUAAUUGUGAAAAGUGAUUAUAGUGAUAAAGACAAAUGCAAGAAAAAGCUCGAAGAAUAUUGUGCUGAAUUGAAGAAAAUAGAUGGAGAAUUAAAGAAUGUGGAUGUCAAAGUUAAGGGACUUUGUGAAAAUAAAGACAAAAAAUGUGGAGAUCUGAAAAAUAAAGUUGAUAAAGAAUUGACUGAUUUUAAAAAAGAAGUUGAAGAAGCAUUGAAUGACAUAACAGAUGAAAAUUGUAGAAAAUGUGAAGAAAAAUGUGUAUUAUUAGAAGAAGCAGAUCCAAGUAAUCUUGAAGAGAAAUGCGUUAAGUUGAGAGAUAGAUGUUAUCGACAGAGACGUCAAGGAGUGGCAAAAGAAAUUCUUUUAAGAGCUCUUAAAGAGAAGGUUAAUAAUAAAGAUGAAUGUAAAAAAAGAAUGAAAGAAAUUUGUCAAGGAUUAAGUGAAUAUAGUGAUGAAUUAGUGCUUAUAUGUUUUAAUUCAGAUAAAACAUGUGAAUACCUUAAAGGGAGUCAUCAAGAUAGUUGUAAACCUUUAGAGACGGAACUUGAAGAUAAAGAAUUAGUGGAAAAAUGUCAAGAAUAUCUUGAAAAGUGUUAUUUUUAUGGAUCAAGUUGUAGUAAUUCAAAAUGUAAAGAGUCUAAGGAAAAAUGUGGGAAAAAAGGGAUUGUAUAUGAAGGACCAAAAUUAGAUUUUAGUCCGGUUAAAGAAAAACCAAGAUUUCCGGAAAAGAUUGAAGUAGAAAAUCUUUAUAAAAGACUGGGAGCUAAAGGAAUUAUUGUUGGAAGACCAAAAUAUAAGACGUUGCAAGAUCUAAUAUUAUUGUUGAUCAAAAGAAGGAAUGGAAAUAGUCCAGAAGAAAAAUGUAAAAAAGCAUUAGAAGAUUGUGAAUCUUUUAAACACCUAGAUUAUGAAUUAGAACAAUUAUGUGAAGAUAAAGAUAAAGACAAUAAAUGCAAAGAAUUAGUAGAAGUAGAAGAUAGAUGUACGAAUUUAAAAUUAGAACUUUACCUAAAAGGAUUGUCUACGGAAUUUGAAGAAAGUAAUGAAUCAAAAUAUGUUUCAUGGGAAUAUGUACCAAAAUCGGUGACUAAGGAAGAUUGUAGAAAGUUUGAAUCGGAAUGUUUUCAUUUAGAAGGUGUAUGUACGAAUGAGAUUGGAAAAGCAUGUGAAAAUGUAAGAGUAGCAUGCUAUAAAAAGGGACAAGAUAGGGUGUUGAAUAGAUACUUUCAAGAAGGAUUGAAAGGGCUUAUUGGUGAUUUAGAAUUGGCUACUGAGAAUCUUGAAAAAUGUCAAAAAUCGGUAGUAGGUAAUUAUACAAAACUUAAGGAGGAUAGAAGAUACUUUACAAAGUGUCAUCUACCAACUAAACUAUGUUAUGAACUUUUAGAUGAUGUAAUUCUUCAAUCGGAAGAAUUAGAAGUAGUUUUAAAUUUGAGAAGAGAUUUUCCAAGCAAGGAAGAUUGUGUAGAAUUGAAGAAGAAGUGCAAAGAUCUUGAAAGUGAUUCAUAUUUGAAUCAUGAGAAAUGUGAUACACUGAAUAGACGAUGUGAAUAUUUAAAAGUUACAGAAGAAUUGAGGAAAAGAUUAUUAAAAAGAGGAGAUGAUGCAUUAAGAACUCAAGGAAAUUGUACGGCAGUAUUAAAGAAAGAAUGUGAGGAAUUAUCUAGAAGAGGAAAGGAUGAGUUUAGUGUUUCAUGUGCUUUACGAGAAGAAACAUGUAGUUUUAUGGUAGAACAAACAGAAAAUGAGUGUCUUUUUUUAAAAAAUAACAUAAACAAUGAAAAAAUUCUAAGUAAAAUUGAAAAUGGAAAAGGAAAUGAAACAUUGGUUGAAGAACUCUGCACGUUGUUUGAUCCAUAUUGUCAUCAAUAUAUAGAAAAUUGUCCAGAUAGGUUGAAAAAAGCAAACAGUGCGGGUGGAAAAGGAGUCUGUUUAGAACUGGAAGAGAAAUGCAAGCCAUUCUUUGAAAAGUUAAAAUUGGAGAAUGAGUUGACGCAUGAAUUGAAAGGUAGUUUAGGCAAAGAUGAUGAAUGUAAAAAAGCAUUGGGAAAGCAUUGUAGUGAGCAGAAAGAUCCAGCGAAUCAGAAAUUCAAUAGUUUUUGUAAUACUGAUAAAGAUAAGGGUGUUGAGGAAAAAGUUUGCAAAAAGUUGGUUGAAAAAGUAAAAAGAAAAUGUCCAACCUUAGAAGAUAAACUGGAUAAAGAGAAAGAUGAAUUAAAGAAGAAGAAAGAUGAAUACGAAAAGGUGAAACAGGAAUCAGAAAAAUUUACGAAGGAAGCUAAGUUAGUAUUAUCAAAACCUGAACAAGAUGGACAAGAUGGCAAUGCUCCUAAACCAGGGGGACCACCGGUACAGCCACCAGUACCAGGAGGAACACCAGGAGGCGUACCAGUACCAGCACCAACACUAGCACCACCAGCACCAGUACCAGGAGGAACACCAGGAAGCGUACCAGUACCAGCACCAACACUAGCACCAGGAGCACCAGGAGCACCAGGAGCACCAGGAGCACCAGGAACACCAGGAGCACCAGGAGCACCAGGAACACCAGGAGCACCAGCAGGGCCAGCAGCACCAUCAACACCACCAGCACCAGCAGGGCCAGCAGGGCCAGCAGGGCCAGCAGGGCCAUCAGGAGGAACACCAGGAGCACCAGCAGGGCCACCAGCACCAGGAGGAUCAACACCAAGUGGAACGACAAACACGAGUAAUGUUAUACUUGUUCGGAGAACAUUUGUAAGUGGAGAAGUAUCAGAACCAGAAAAGAAGGCAUUUGUUGCAACGGCGAGAGCAUUGGAAUUGUAUUUAGAAUUGAAAGAGAAAUGUAAAGGUUUACAAGGAGACUGCGGGUUUAGAAAGGAUUGUCCAGGGUGUGAAGCGGCCUGUAAAGAAAUAGACAAGUUGUGUGAAGGAAUAGAAGGAUUAAAAGUUACACCGCAUCAUACGGUGAUAUCAACGGCGACACAGACAACGACGACGACAGCAACGACAACGACGACGACGACAACAACAACGACGACGACGACGACGACGACAACGACGGCAACGACGACAGAGUCGGUAGAUGGAGGGAAGGUAACGGAAGAAUGUACAUUAGUUCAGACGACAGAUACAUGGGUGACGAGUACAUCGUUGCAUACGAGUACGUUGACAAGUACAUCUACAGUGACAUCAACGGUGACAUUGACGUCGAUGCGAAAAUGCAAACCUACGAGAUGUACGAGUGAUUCAAGUAAAGAAACAGAAACACAAAAAGAGGAAGAGAAAGAGGAAGAAGUGAAACCGAAUGAAGGAAUGAAAAUAAGAGUUCCGGAAAUGAUAAAAAUCAUGUUGUUGGGAGUGAUUGUUAUGGGAAUGUUGUAA
Pneumocystis murina B123 is the source of this 3602-nucleotide messenger RNA. RefSeq lists its product as hypothetical. The record is from RefSeq and is a predicted model, not a curated record. Lineage: Eukaryota; Fungi; Ascomycota; Pneumocystomycetes; Pneumocystales; Pneumocystaceae. The transcript has a single exon. Bases 51 to 3602 code for a protein of 1183 amino acids.